Molecule: messenger RNA, 948 nt
Organism: Ooceraea biroi (clonal raider ant)
Lineage: Eukaryota; Metazoa; Arthropoda; Insecta; Hymenoptera; Formicidae
Molecular function (GO): catalytic activity
Source: RefSeq, a predicted model, not a curated record
AUGAGGGGUUUUUGGACAGGCUUGGUGGUGCGUAUUCGGCACCCCCACAGCCUGGUGCUGGUCGCCGGGGACUUCAAUGCGAAGUCCGUGCUCUGGGGUUCCCGGCGACCAGACGUGAAAGGCGAGGAUCUGGCGGACUGGGCGGCGGGUCUGGGCCUUCAGCUUAUUAAUGAGGACUCGGACAGCACCUUCGUGCGGUGGACGAGGGAGUCCGUCGUCGAUCUGACCUGGGCAUCUCCGGCUGUCGCGCGCCGGAUGACGGAGUGGAGGGUGUUGUCGGUGGUGGAGACGCUGUCGGAUCAUAGAUAUAUCUAUGGAGCUGUCUCCGCCCCCCAUUGCCGGGGGACGGGUGGAUCCCGACCGCGGAGAUGGGCGGUCGGAAAGCUCGACGGGGACAGGCUGGUCGCUGCCCUGCUCGCGUCCACCUGGCCUAGGAGGGAGAUGGGGACGGUAGAGGAGGAGGCCGGCUGGCUCGGGGACAUCAUGUCAGAGGCGUGCGACUUUGCGAUGCCCCGAGCCAGGCGGCCUGAGCGUAGGGCAACAUAUUGGUGGAGUGCGGGACUGGCGGAGCUGCGGCGCGCAUCGGGGCGCGCCUGGCGCCGCUUCUCCCGCGCCCGCCACCGUAGAGUGGAGGCUGAGGUGGAUGCGCGCUACAGGGAGCUCCAAAAGAGACGGAGCGCCCUAGGGGCGGCGAUCAGGGAAGCCAAGGCGAGGGCCUGGGAGGAGCUCCUCCGGUCAGUGGAGGGCGAUCCCUGGGGGCGUCCGUACCAGCUUGUCAUGGGCAAGUUGCGGCCGUGGGCGCCCCCGGUGACCGAGGAGAUGGAUCCCCUGGGGCUGCGCGGAACUCUGGACACUCUUUUCCCCGGGAGAGAAGGGUAUCCGGAGCCCCUGGAAUGGAUGAACUCCGAGCGGCUCCAGGAGAUACCGGAGAUUGGACCAGAGGAGUAG